This is a messenger RNA of Nothoprocta perdicaria, 1471 nucleotides long. RefSeq names its product transcription factor AP-2 gamma (gene TFAP2C). The coding region runs from base 28 to 1377 and encodes 449 amino acids. The record is from RefSeq and is a predicted model, not a curated record. Gene Ontology annotation, molecular function: RNA polymerase II transcription regulatory region sequence-specific DNA binding; DNA-binding transcription factor activity, RNA polymerase II-specific. The transcript has 7 exons. Gene Ontology annotation, biological process: regulation of cell population proliferation; anatomical structure development; regulation of transcription by RNA polymerase II. Gene Ontology annotation, cellular component: nucleus. NCBI's taxonomy places the organism in Eukaryota, Metazoa, Chordata, Aves, Tinamiformes, Tinamidae.
GCGCACCUGGUCCGGACGCUGGACGCCAUGUUGUGGAAACUAGCCGAUAAUGUCAAGUACGAAGAGGACUGCGAGGAGCGACACGAUGGCAGCAGCAACGGCGGCCCGCGGCUGCCGCACCUCCCGGCCGUCAGCCAGCACCUGUACAGCCCCGCGCCGCCGCUCUCGCACUCGGCCGCCUCCGACUUCCAGCCGCCCUAUUUCCCGCCGCCCUACCAGCCGCUGCCCUACUCGCAGUCCAGCGACCCCUACUCGCACCUGGGCGACCCCUUCUCCAUCAACCCGCUGCACCAGCCGCCGCCGCCGCCGCCGCCCAGCCAGCAGCAGAGCGCCUGGCCCGGCCGCCAGAGCCAGGAGGCGGCGGCGCUGGCCCCGCACGCGCGCCCGGGGCUCGUCCCGCACCUGCCCGCGCUCGAGAGCGGCGCGCCCGGCGCCCGCCGCGACUCCUACCGCCGCGCCGAGCUGCUGCUGCCGCACGGCCACGGCCUGGACGCCUCGGCGCUGGCCGACAACCUGGGGCUGCACGACAUGGCGCACCAGAUGGAGGAGGUGCAGAAUGUGGAGGAUCAACACUUGUUAAUGCAUGACCAGACAGUCAUUAGGAAAGGUCCCAUUUCCCUAACGAAAAACAGCGCCCUGAGCCUGCCGUGCCAGAAGGAUGGGCUAAUCGGAGUGGUCAUAAACCCCAACGAAGUGUUCUGCUCCGUCCCGGGGAGGCUCUCGCUCCUCAGCUCCACGUCCAAGUACAAAGUGACGGUCGCGGAGGUUCAGCGCCGGCUCUCGCCCCCCGAGUGCCUCAACGCRUCCCUGCUUGGGGGGGUGCUGCGGAGAGCCAAAUCUAAAAAUGGUGGCAGAUCAUUAAGGGAAAAACUGGAUAAAAUUGGCUUGAAUCUUCCAGCUGGUAGAAGGAAAGCAGCAAAUGUGACGUUAUUGACGUCUUUGGUGGAAGGUGAAGCUGUGCAUCUUGCUCGUGACUUCGGUUAUGUGUGCGAGACAGAGUUUCCGUCCAAAGCAGUGGCCGAAUAUUUAACUCGACCGCACAUGGGCCGCAAUGAAAUGGCAAACAGGAAGAAUAUGCUUCUUGCUGCAAAGCAGAUCUGUAAGGAAUUCACCGACCUCCUCACUCAGGACCGAACUCCUCUGGGCAACACGCGCCCCAGCCCCAUCUUGGACCCUGGCAUCCAGGGCUGCUUGACUCAUUUUAGCCUGAUCACACAUGGCUUUGGGAGCGCUGCCAUCUGUGCUGCCAUGACAUCCGUCCAGAACUACCUAAAUGAAGCGUUAAAAAUAGCAGACAAAACGUACAUGAACGCUGGCGACCAGAGCCCCGCAGAGACCAACAAACCCAUGGAUAAAAUGGACAAGCACAGGAAGUAAAAGCAGAGACACCAGACUUUAAACUCUUCCUCCCAAGCACGGACUGGGAUCUUCUUGCCGGGGGGAAUGUAGAAAUUUGGUUACUAUUUUUUUU